UCUCCAAAAGCUCUGAGUUUAAAAGAUUAAACAAUAAACUUCUGCUUAAGGAGACUCCUUUCUUAUAGAAAAUCCUACAGUUCUAUUUUCAUAGAGUUUAUACACCCUUCCCCAGGUAUCAUGUUUUUGUUUUUUUCAUUGCAUUGAGGUCUAAACAUGUGAUUUUAAAUUCCUGACAUCUUAAAUAUAUUCUUGGUAACAGAUUAUCACAACUCUAGGGAAAAAACAAAGCAACUUGCAAACUGAGUGAUACUUUGUUUAUAUUUUGGCUAUAGGUUUGCUUUAAGAAAUAGCACGCUGUCAGAAUGGAAGACUUUAUCUGCCUUCUUUGUGACGGGGUUCAGAGCUAAGAUGGCCGACUAAAUAAACAUGGGGGACUGGAAUUUCCUUGGAGGCAUUCUGGAGGAAGUUCACACCCACUCUACCAUGAUUGGAAAGAUCUGGCUCACCAUCUUGUUCAUAUUUCGAAUGCUUGUUUUGGAUGUAGCAGCUGAAAAUGUCUGGAAUGAUGAGCAGUCUGGCUUCAUCUGUAAUACAGAACAACCUGGCUGCAGAAAUGUAUGCUAUGACCAGGCCUUUCCUAUCUCCCUCAUUAGAUACUGGGUUCUACAGGUGAUAUUUGUGUCUUCACCAUCUCUGGUCUACAUGGGCCAUGCUUUGUACCAACUGAGAGUUCUGGAGAAAGAGAGGCAGAGGGAGAAAGCUCAACUGAGAGGAGAACUGAAGGGGCUAGAGUUUGAAGUGUCUGGGGAUCGGAGGAAAUUGGAGAAAGAACUUUAUCAGCUGGAGAGAAGAACACUAAAUAAAGCUCCACUCAGAGGAACCUUGCUUUGCACUUAUGUGAUACACAUUUUUGCUCGCUCUGUAGUUGAAGUUGGGUUCAUGACUGGACAGUAUCUUUUAUAUGGAUUUCAUUUAGAGCCUCUAUUUAAAUGCCAUGGCCACCCAUGUCCAAAUAUAAUUGAUUGUUUUGUCUCAAGACCAACAGAAAAGACAAUAUUUCUAUUAUUUAUGCAAUCCAUAGCCACUGUUUCACUUUUUUUAAAUGUUCUAGAAAUUUUCCACUUAGGCUUUAAAAAGGUUAAAAGAGGGCUUUGGGGACGAUAUAAAUUGAAGGAUGAGCAUAAUGAAUUCUACAAGUCAAAACAAAAUCUUGCCAAAUAUCAGAGCACAUCUGCAAAUUCACUGAAGCAACUCUCUUCUGCACCUGAUUAUAAUCUGUUAGUGGAAAAGCAAACACACACAGCAGUGUAUCCCAGUUUAAAUUUAUCUGCAUUUCAGGCAGAUCCUGACAAUCACAAAGGAAAUGAUGAAAAAUGUAUUUUGGAUGAACUGGAAACUGUACUUUCCAAUGAGAAGUGCACACUUAGUACUACUUGUAGUCAUAGUCAAUCCAUCGGCUCAAGUACUAAUGAAGAUGCUCAUAAAAUAUUUAGAAAAGAAGUUAAUGGUAACCCCUUAAGAGAAAAGAAAAUUGAUGGCAAAGACAGCAAAAGGAACCAGAAUGCUAGAGGUAAUUGUUCUAUUCCAGGUGUUGCUAGAGAUCUGGACAACCACAUGGGGCUGACAUCCCAAAGAGCUUUCUCUUUGCCAGCUAACUGCAUGGAAACCCCGAGGUGGCUUUGUGCUACACUGAGUCCCUCUAUAGAAGAUGAGAACUGGGAGUCACCUCCUAAAGGUAACCUCAAGGGCCAGUUCAGAGAUGGCACAAUCAGAACCCUUUCUCCUUUACAAGGGGACUUCCAACCACUUAAUAUUCCAGACACUCCUAAUUCUUUACGAGAGUUGUCCUUUGGAUCGGAGUUUGUCAGAACCUGCAAUAAUCCUACCACUUGUCCUCCAAAUCAUUUAAUGUUGCUGACAAACAACCUCAUUAGUAGGCGGGCUCCCACAGACCUUCAGAUCUGAACAGCUGUUGGCUUUUAGACAUUCUGCAUAUUAUCCUAUCAUAGAAGUAGCCUAGUGGUGGCGAAGCACAGACAGAACAGGUAAGGGCAGCUCUAAAGCCCAGCUGUUAAGACAGACAGCUGCAAACUUAUUUCGUACAGAGCGAACAGCUUAAAUUCUGAAUUGUGAAGGUGUAGUUUUAAAAUCAAAGACAUAGUAUUACCAAAAAAGACAUAGUAUUACCAAUAUAGAGCAAACAACUCAAAUUCUGAAUUGUGAAGGUGUAGUUUUAAAAUCAAAGACAUAGUAUUACCAAAUCAGGGUUACUUUUUCACGGGCUCCCUUCAGGAUUUGUGAAAACUGAUGUUAGAAAAAUCAUAUGUUCAGAAUUGAGGCUAAAUGGAUUGGAACGAGGUUUUUUUCUCGAAGCCUUGGAGAUUGUUCUUAAUGUAUAUAAUUCCUCUUUUUAGUUACUGAUCUUUUAUUUCUGGACAUUGGUUAAAUUUUCUUUGCUCCUGGGAUUUAAUUUAGUCCUUAUAGGCUGCAAUCUGAUGUGUCUUGUGCAUAAUCAUGUUGUUAUCUAGCAAAUAAAAUCUUAAAAAGACCUGUGGCUUUCUUUGACCAGUUUAUAGCAUUGUGAUUCGGUGCCCAAAUUGAAGUCUUGGUUCUACUACGAACUGGUCAUCUCACCGCACCACUUUACUAACAGUUCCUACAUCACAAGUAGAGAGUCAAGAUUAAAUUAAGAAACACAUGUUUUAAUAUCGAGCCUGGCCCACAACAAGCGCUCUAAAGUGCUAGUUAUUAGCACGUUACUGCUCAUUCUCUAAAGGCCCACGUCAAAUUGGCCACAAAACAAGGAAACUCCAAACAUAAAUGCUAGAACCGAAAGAUACGAUUCUAAACACAUUCCUCAAACCAUUGGAAAUCCAAGGGUCGCCCUGCGUCAGUCGUGAACACUCCUGCAGAAUGAGAGGCAAGAAGUCAGCGGGUAGGUUACCAAAGCUUCCGAAGUCCCAGUUGAGAAAGGUACCCCCACAACGGGUGUCGAGAGUUCUUUCGCCUCGGCAAUAGCCCUAGUGCUCCCGGGCUCCGCAUGCCCCGCCUCCGGGGACCACGCCCAUCUUUGGCCCCACCUGGACAUUUGUCUCAAGUUACCGAAACCGUGCCGCUCGCUAAGCAACCGAAUCGCGGCAGGGACCG
Molecule: messenger RNA, 3090 nt
Organism: Pteropus alecto (black flying fox)
Lineage: Eukaryota; Metazoa; Chordata; Mammalia; Chiroptera; Pteropodidae
Gene: GJA9
Product: gap junction protein alpha 9
Exons: 1
Coding region: 370-1908 (512 amino acids)
Biological process (GO): cell communication
Cellular component (GO): connexin complex
Source: RefSeq, a predicted model, not a curated record